GUCAUAUCCUAAUAAUGCUUGUCUAUUUUGUGGUUCGACUGUUCUAAUGGUUUCAUAAUGCUUUCUGUUUGCAGUCCACAAACACUGGUUCGUGCUUUGAGAGUUGUUGAAAUGCAAGAAAUUCUUGAUCAACAACUUGCUGAAGAGGCAGCUGAGGCUGAAGGAGGAGGUGCAAUGGCAGCAAUUACUAAUCCUCGUAGACCUGGCAAAAAAUCUACAACUGCAUCUGGUUCUUCUAGAAACCUUACUCAGCAAAAGCUGAAAGUUCAAGGGAAGGGCUACAAGGACAAGUGCUAUGAGGAAAUUAGAAAAGCUGUUGAGGCACGGUUCAACAAGCUUCUUACAGAGCUUGUGUUUGAGGACCUAAAAGCAGCUUUAGAGGAAGCUCGAAUGAUUGGAGAGGAACUUGGAGAUAUUUAUGAUUAUGUGGCCCCAUGCUUUCCUCCAAGAUAUGAAAUAUUCCAACUCAUGGUGAAUCUAUAUACUGAGAGGUUUAUACAAAUGCUUAGAUUGCUUAGCGACAGGGCAAAUGAACUAACAAAUAUAGAGAUCUUAAAGGUAACUGGCUGGGUAGUUGAAUAUCAAGAAAAUCUGAUUGGUCUUGGUGUUGAUGAGUCUCUUGCACAAGUCUGUUCUGAGAGUGGUUCUAUGGAUCCUCUCAUGAACUCAUAUGUUGAGAGGAUGCAAGCUACAACAAAGAAAUGGUAUUUGAACAUCCUUGAGGCUGAUAAAGUGCAAGCACCCAAAAAAACUGAAGAAGGAAAGCUAUAUACUCCCGCUGCUGUUGAUUUGUUCAGGAUCCUAGGAGAGCAAGUGCAAAUUGUUAGGGAUAAUAGCACUGAUGUGAUGCUAUACAGGAUUGCUCUUGCAAUUAUUCAGGUAAUGAUUGAUUUUCAAGCAGCAGAGAGGAAGAGACUUGAAGAACCUGCUUCUGACAUUGGUCUGGAGCCUCUAUGUGCAAUGAUUAACAACAAUCUGCGAUGCUAUGACCUUGCGAUGGAGCUGAGUCACAGCACCAUAGAAGCUCUUCCACAAAACUAUGCUGAGCAGGUUAAUUUUGAAGACACUUGCAAAGGUUUCCUUGAGGUGGCCAAGGAAGCUGUGCAUCAAACUGUUCAUGUUAUCUUUGAGGAUCCUGGAGUUCAGGAGUUGCUUGUCAAGCUUUAUCAGAAAGAGUGGUCUGAAGGACAGGUUACCGAGUACCUAGUUGCAACAUUUGGUGAUUAUUUUACAGAUGUGAAAAUGUAUGUUGAAGAAAGAUCAUUUAGAAGAUUUGUUGAAGCAUGCCUGGAAGAAACAGUGGUUGUCUAUGUGGAUCAUCUAUUAAUACAGCGAAACUACAUCAAAGAAGAAACUAUUGAACGAAUGAAGCUAGAUGAGGAUGUUCUUAUGGAUUUCUUCAGGGAGUACAUAAGUGUCUCAAAAGUUGAAAACAGAGUGAGAAUACUGAGCGAUCUUAGAGAACUUGCUUCUGCGGAAAGUCUGGAUGCCUUUACACUGAUCUACUCAAAUAUUCUUGAACAUCAGCCUGACUGCCCGCCAGAGGUUGUGGAGAAGCUUGUUGGAUUGCGAGAAGGCAUACCCAGGAAAGAUGCCAAAGAGGUUGUGCAAGAGUGCAAAGAAAUUUAUGAGAAUUCCCUUGUUGAUGGAAAUCCUCCCAAGACAGGUUUUGUCUUUCCAAAGGUGAAAUCUUUAUCAGCCUCUAAAGGAUCUCUCUGGCGAAAAUUGACUUAGUGCUGGUUGUACAUGAAGUGUGUUGUAAAUGUUACAAUCUUUUUCUUCUGUCCUUCUUGGUAAGGUUCUGUAUUUUUUGAUCUAGUGUACUAUUUAUAGUUCCCUUCAUGGGCCCACCACCGCUUCACCCUCCCACUGAUCUCUUGUAAGAGGGGUCUAUAUGAUUUAUUGUUGCAUCAGCUUUGGGUGAUGUAACUGAAUGCUCUUUGUUUUACAUGGUAUGUAGAUCAAUUUGAUAUGUAAACUCCAAGUUAUUCUUGGAGGCUUUAGAUGAA
Carica papaya (papaya) is the source of this 2009-nucleotide messenger RNA. The record is from RefSeq and is a predicted model, not a curated record. Lineage: Eukaryota; Viridiplantae; Streptophyta; Magnoliopsida; Brassicales; Caricaceae.